Messenger RNA from Linum trigynum, 1193 nucleotides. The record is from the annotation of a GenBank genome assembly. NCBI's taxonomy places the organism in Eukaryota, Viridiplantae, Streptophyta, Magnoliopsida, Malpighiales, Linaceae.
AACGGAAAGACCAAUCUACUACACAUCCCGAAUGCUAGCUGGCGCGGAGACAAGAUACUCCCCGAUUGAGAAAGCCGCCUUGGCCUUAGUGAACGCCUCACAAAAGUUGCGCCCCUACUUCCAAUCACACGCAAUCACAGUGCUCACAAACCUGCCGCUGAAGAGAAUCCUAAGCUCGAUGGAAGUGUCGGGCCGGAUGACAAAAUGGGCGGUUGAAUUGUCAGAAUACGACAUACAAUACGCGUCAAAGCCAGCAAUCAAAGCGCAAGUCCUUGCCGACUUCGUAGCGGAAGGAGUAACGUUGUGCGACAAAAACGACGAAGCAUGGGAGAUCUACGUUGACGGGGCGGCUAGCAAACACGGAGCGGGAGCAGGUGUUGUCGUGAAAAUGCCCACAGGAGCUAUUCACGAAAUCGCCAUCCGUUUCCAAACCCUCAAAACCAACAACGCCUCGGAAUACGAAGCAAUACUCGCGGGAUUGACUGCCGCAGAGACCUAGGCGCGAGAACAGUACAGAUCCUUUCCGACUCCUCCAUCGCUGUCAACUAGUUGAAUGGGGUCUUCGACGCCAAAGAGGACACACUGUCCCAGUACAUCGAGCGGGUGAGGGCAUGGGAAUCCCAAUUCGAAGCUGUCACGUAUGUCCAGAUACCGAGAGAGGAGAACAUGCAUGCGGAUGCACUUUCCAAAUUAGCCACGGCGACAGACUUCGACACAACAAGAUUGGUCUCCGUGCAGAAAGAGGAUCAAGAUCCAUCACGCAGCGUGAAUGCAACACAGAUAGAUGAAAGCGACUGGCGAACACCAAUCAUCGAGUUCUUGACGAGCGGCGCGAUACCAGAAGACACAAAAAAGCAUGGGCGCUCAGGCAGAACUCCAGGUGUAUACCUAAAGUGUGUAGGACAAACUCCACAGGCGACGACAAACUCCACAGGCGCUCACACUCAGGUGUAUACCUAAAGUGUGUAGGACCAUAUGAGGCGCGAGAUAUCGUACAAGACAUACACGAAGGCAUUUGCGCAAUGCAUUGUGGCGCGCGCAGCAUGGAGCGCAACAUCCUCCUACAAGGGUAUUACUGGCCACGCAUAAAAAAAGACGCGAAGAAAUUUGUUGAUCAAUGCCACAAAUGCCAGCUGAAUGCGUGGCAGCAUCACAUACCAUCCACAGAGCUCCAAUGAAAUGUAAGCCCAUGC